GCCUCCCCCAUGGCCAACUACGAGUAUGACGAGUCCUCCGAGUUGUCCCCGUCCACGAUCUCCUCUGGGUCAUCUGAGGUGUCCGAGGGCUCCAGUGGCGACCUCGCUGACCUGGCUGACGAGGACGAGGUAGAUAAUCUCCAGAGAGAAGCAGAGGAGCUCAGACAGAAACGGAAGAAGCUUGAGUUCGAGGUUAAUGAGAAAUGGAUAGGCCACUACGGCAGCAUCUUCGAGAGCCUGCUCAAAUGCAAGUUCGACGACAUCAAGUUCCCAGUGCACCCAGCCUCCGACGGCGGUUCCAACAAGAAGCUCAGGGUGUUGUCGUUCUGUUCUGGCACUGAGUCUCAGGAAAGUGCUCGCGAUGCGUUGCUACUCGCCCAGUUCUUCGCGCUGAAGACGAUCAUGGACUACCAUGGGGACAAUGUCUGCGUGGAUUUGGUUGCCUCCGUGGACCCUUUCAGGCCAUGUCAUCGCUUCGUUUGGAACAACCUGUCCACUGACGAGCGGGAGCGCGGCCACUAUUACAAUUACGUCGCGGAGUUAAGUGCUGGCGAGCACGCUGAAUUCGCAUCGCCAAGACAAAGACUUAAGUUCUGGAACCACCCCGACGGGAACGUUAUCGUUGACAUUGCCCACUGGGUGCAGACUCAGCCGAAGGUUCCCCCCAAAGCGAUCAUUCUGGAGAACGUCCCAGGCGCGGUGGCUGUAUCUCAUAAAGGAAGGCAUAAUCCGCUGGAGUUCCUCAUGAAGGGGUCAGUGAAAAACUACAAGGGCCUCGCUCGCUUCUACUACGGGCUGAAGCACUGGGGCGAGUACGACCUCAUGAAGAGUAACUCUGGCAACGAGUACUUCGAGAUUUCCGCCGGUGAGUUUGGAUUGCCUGUUCAUCGCAAGCGCAUUUUCUUUGUGCUCAUCAGAAAGGACUUGGCCAGCCUAGAAGUCAGGAACUCCAUGGCGAAGCUCAUGAAGGCGGCGACUCAAAACCCCAUGAGGCUAGAAACGCUGAGCGACAUCAUGAUGAGGCACAAUCCCAGCAGCGAAGGCGACAUCGAUCUGAGCGAGGAGCCCCAGCGCAAGGUGAACAAGCACUACAAGAGCAAGAAGGAAGGCGGCACAUGGAGCAUGACCCAGAACAGCAUUUCCGAGAGCAUGGAUUUCAGGGAGAAGCACGGCCUACCUGAGUAUGGUUCUGAUAAGAUGUCCAGCAUCACGCCCCGGCGCGGCAUCCUCCCUGACAGGGAGCGCGACAUCAUCGAC
Prorocentrum cordatum is the source of this 1257-nucleotide messenger RNA. Lineage: Eukaryota; Dinophyceae; Prorocentrales; Prorocentraceae. The record is from the annotation of a GenBank genome assembly.